Messenger RNA from Onthophagus taurus, 557 nucleotides. Lineage: Eukaryota; Metazoa; Arthropoda; Insecta; Coleoptera; Scarabaeidae. The record is from RefSeq and is a predicted model, not a curated record.
CUAAAAUAAUUCUUUUUUGUUUCUAACUAGGUCCGAUUUUUUAAAAGUUCGUGGAUUUGAUGAAGACAUUGUAGGUUGGGGUGGAGAAGAUGUGAUGCUUUAUCGGAAAUACGUGCACAGCGACAUGAAGGUGAUUAGAGCUACGGAUCCAGGAAUUUUUCAUAUCUGGCAUCCAAAAGUUUGUUCUGGUACUCCGGGUGGCCAAAAGCUUUCACCGGAUCAAUACAGAUCCUGCAUCAGAUCGAGAGCUUUAAACGAAGCCUCUCACGCACAAUUGGGCUUUUUAGCCUUCAGAGAUGAUAUAGCAGCGAAUAACGGCCCCGCGAAAUAUCCGCCACCCCCGCAAAACCCCCAUCACCACCCUCCACCGAAAAAAGCCCCGCCAAAUCCUCCAAAUUAAAUUCUGCUUUAACUUUAAGUAUUGAAUUGUGAUAUUUUUUCGUGUCAUUUAUUGUUAAUACAUUCCUGAUUAUUGUUUUUUUUCGUUAUUUAGUGUUUUAAGAGAUUGUUUUUGAUUGUUAAUAAAUUAAACGAGAAUUUGUACAUCGAACAUUCCA